CGCCUCUAACGACCAUCCUAUGGCGGCGGCGGCCGGGGGAGUUGUUGGCGGCGGCGGCUCGGCGGCUCUGGGUGACGGCGGCGCCAUCGACUACUCGGUGCACGAGGCGUGGAAUGAGGCCACCAACGUCUACCUGCUAGUGGUGCUCGCCAGCCUCGCCCUCCUCGUCUACGCGCGCCGGAACAAGAGGAGGAUCAUGCGCAUAUUCACGCUGCCCCCCGCUGCGGACACGCUGCCCGAGCCCAACUUCUACGACAGCAUGAAGAAGAUUCGCCUGCGGCAGCAGCUGGAAAUGUACUCCAUCGCAAGGAAGUAUGAACAGCAGCAGCCACCAAAACAGACUGAAAGUGUACAGCUCUCAGUGGAAUGAAGUCCACAAUUGUGUCAUGAUGAGGAGCUUCUCAGAAAUGGAAGUGGAUGAUGAGUCAAGAUGAAGAAAUCAUACAUUUAAGAAGUUGGCUCAAGUUUCCGUUACAGGCAUGGAAUGUUUCUGAGACCAAGCCAUGUGAGAAGAACAUGAGUAAAGAAGAGGGAGAUGUAGACCCAGACUUUCUAGAAGGGAUUGCAGGAUUUGAGAGGACGCUGCACAAACAUCACAUAGUUGGCUUGCUUAUUCGUUUACCUGUGCCCUUGGAUCAUAAUACCUUAUUUGCCUACCUGUCUGGAAGUUGAAAAAUCCCUUCAUAUCUGUGUCUUUAAUAUAAUCAUGGCUUCAAGCUUGUUUUAGGAAAAAAGCAUAACAUCACUGUAGUUUUCAUUUAUGGAUUAGAUAGCUGCUGCUUUGUAUUUGAAAUCUUUUUUUUUUUUUUUUUUUUAUGGAAACUUCCAUUGAGUAUGGAGAAGAUCAAAUUGUGAUAGUUCAUGAUAGUAACAAAACAGCAAAUCUAGAGCUUUUCUUGCAUUUAAUAAACAGCCUUUGCAUAAAAAGUGCAAUAGAUGCACAGAGAAAAGGGAAAAAAGAUAGAACUAUCCCUCUGAUUUGAGUACCUUCAUAAUGUAUUGUUUCUAUGUUGUUCUUAGAUGUCAUGAUUUAAUAUUAAUCAGUUCAAUUUUUUUGAAGUUGACUGUUGGUUGCAAAAGCAUUCCAGUGAGGUAAUGUUUUCUUUUCUUUUUUCUUUCUUUCUUUCUUUCUUUCUUUCUUUCUUUCUUUCUUUUUUUUUUUUUUUUUGGCAGGGCUGUGGGAUUUUAAGUGCAGAUUACUUAGCUCCCAUUAGUAUUGACUUGAGGGAGAGCUUUUGAAAAAGGUUAUUUUGAACAUCUUUGGCUGUUAGGUGAAGUAUCUCUGGGAAAAUUCUAGCCAUGUUUUUCAGUACAUUAUGAUCUUGUAAGCAGACUUAUUUGUAAGAAGUCGCUGAUAUGGAGUUAUUAAGACUGACAUUUAUAUAUUUAAUUUUUUAAAAAUGAAUGCUAUUUUGAAGACUGUUCUUGAUCAAGGCAAAGAGCAUCUUUGCUUUUCAUAUGAAGUCUUAUCUGAUGUUUUAUUUUUAUUAAAGACUAUAGUUAUUUCUACAUACUGACUGAAUAUUUGGCCUUUAAGAGCAUAUAAUUAGAUGGAAGAGGACAAGCAGUUGUUAAAGGACUGUUUUUCUAAUGAAAAUAUUUUGAGAUCAUAUAAUUUUACUUUCUUCUGAAUAGAUGUGAUUAGUGUGUUGGAAGUAGUUUUAGAGUGGAUAUAAAGGGAACAGUUGAGAGACAGUGGCUGAGAGUGUGUCCAGCUAUUUUUGUAGCUAACAUUUAUAUUUUAACAUUGGAUUAUUUUUUCAGUCUCUUAGAUAUUUCCAUAUAAUUGAACAGCUAUAUAAUUGGAUAAAAAAACUAUUUGAAUUUAGUUAUAUUCAUAUUUUUAAAAUAGGUAUUAUUACACUAAUUGAUAAGUAAAUCACAAUGACUGUGAGAAAAUCCUGCACUAUAUAAUUACUUUAAUAGAAGAUUAAACAUGGGAGAGUAUUGUCUGUAUAAAAUAAAAAUGUUUUCAUGGAUUUUUAGUUGCUGAAACUGAAUUCAAUAAACUUUAGUUACUGUUGUUGACUGGAA
Molecule: messenger RNA, 2034 nt
Organism: Rhea pennata
Lineage: Eukaryota; Metazoa; Chordata; Aves; Rheiformes; Rheidae
Gene: SMIM19
Product: small integral membrane protein 19
Exons: 4
Coding region: 20-370 (116 amino acids)
Source: RefSeq, a predicted model, not a curated record